This is a messenger RNA of Vollenhovia emeryi, 1315 nucleotides long. RefSeq lists its product as uncharacterized. Lineage: Eukaryota; Metazoa; Arthropoda; Insecta; Hymenoptera; Formicidae. Bases 325 to 1293 code for a protein of 322 amino acids. The transcript has 7 exons. The record is from RefSeq and is a predicted model, not a curated record.
AUUAAUUAAUUAUGUUUUCAGAGGCGUUAAGUCGCGCGAGGACAAUGGUGGAGACUGCGAGGCGGAGUUGGGGAAAAUGGAAGAGAAGAAAGCCUGGCGAGCAACGAGUGACAUCGGAAGCGUAGCGAACGUUAAGUUGUACGAGGACAAUGGAAGAGGCGGAGUUGGAGAAAAUGGAAGAGAAGGAGGCCUAGAGAGCAACGAGUGACAUCGGAAGCGUGGCAAACGUUAAGUUGUACGAGGACAAUGGAGGAAACUGCGAGGCGGAGUUGGAGAAAAUGGAAGAGAAGGUAGCUUGGAGAGCGCCGAGUGACAUCGGUUGGAAUGCCUAACGAGAAGAUAUGCGUCUGUGGCAUGGGCUCGGACCUGUCCAAGUCACGAAACAGCUCGAUCGUCAUGGGAAAGCUGACCAUCCUCCUGCCGAAGACGAAGGGCAACAAGUCAGAGGACAAGGAUUCGAGGAAGCAACCCGAUGAUGGACGGGUACCGAAGACACGAACGUCGAGCGAGACCGGAAGCAGCAGCACGGGGACGGAAACCGCGAGGCCCACGGUGAAGAACAGCAAGCACGAGAAACGGCUCAGUCACUCGCGGAGGACUCGAAGCGCCGAUAGAGCCGAGUCGCAUUACACUUACAUCGAUUCGGGUUCGAGUAUCCUCGGCGGUGGGAUUCGUGAGAACACCAUACCGGAAGCUCUGUAUGCCACCAUACCGGACACGCCGUCAUACGCGAGCAUCAACGAGACCGGGACGAGUAGGUCGAAUUCGCAGAUCAGGUCGCAACCCCUUUACUCCGCCAUUCCGUCUAUGACGUCGCCGCCGCCGACGUACGACGUCGCGGUUGCAAAAACGUGGCAGAACGGUCGGCCACCAACAUAUGACGAAUAUUACGCAAUGAUGUCACGCUCGCAUACUCCUCCGCCACCAUGGUCCGACUCAACGACACCGGUGGCUAACCCGACAUCGAGUAUUCAAGCGCGACGCGAACUCUUGGCCAGCCAGCCUGAGUUUCGCGAGUAUCUAACGCAACUGGCGCUAAGCGAUCGUGCCUCGCAAUAUCAAUAUCAACAGCAACGACAACAAUCUAGAGACGCUAUCUCGAUCCCGAGAGAACAGCAGGCCAGAGUGCAACAGCGUACGCGAGCAAUGCCUCCCAGAUCGCAGAGCGAGAGUCGUGCGCAACAGCAACGAAUUGCGGCGAUGUAUACGGAUGCUGCGUUUUGUAUGGAAACCACAGUACUGCAGACGGCUUUCGAUUCCGGCCACGGAUUUGCCCUCUGCAGUUUGAUGUAAAAGGACGAGCAACUUCACCUCG